Molecule: messenger RNA, 2002 nt
Organism: Venturia canescens
Lineage: Eukaryota; Metazoa; Arthropoda; Insecta; Hymenoptera; Ichneumonidae
Product: trypsin beta-like
Exons: 2
Coding region: 86-973 (295 amino acids)
Biological process (GO): proteolysis
Molecular function (GO): serine-type endopeptidase activity
Source: RefSeq, a predicted model, not a curated record
AAUUUUGAAUUUAUCAUCAGUUACCAAUCCACAGUGUAAGAAGUGUAAUUGUUCCUGCAACGUCGACGGCAUCAUCAUCGAGGAGAUGGGAAUCCACGGCAUUGUGAUACUUUUUGCCCUAGUUGUUCUGGGUGGCAAGUUGGAAGUUGGUGGACAUCCAUCUGAAAAGCUUCUGGUUCGUGGGGCCAGGAUGGUCAAUGGUACAAAGAUGACUAUCGAAGAUGCUCCAUGGUUCGUUUUCUUGAUGGGCGAAUAUGAUCAUUUUCAUAAGGGAUUUGCCAGUUGCAGUGGGUCAAUAAUUUCGUCCUAUUGGGUGAUGACCGUUGCACACUGUGCCUGCUCAACUGUGCCUCGUAUGAAAAUAAAAUUCGUUUUAGCUGGGUCUGACUUUUACAGUGAACAGUACAUUAUUGGGGCAAAGUACAAUGAAGAUACCAAAGGGUACCGCCAUAAAAUUGACAAAACAAUUUGUCAUCCACAUUGGAAUGCUGCGCAUCAGGGUAUCCAUGACAUUGCUCUGGUACACGUUAUAGAACCAUUCAAAUUCAAUGAAACACUUCAACUGAUCCUCAACCAUCAGGAUCGUCGAAUCUUUGCUGAAACCCAAGCAAUUGCUUUCGGCUGGGAUCACAGCGUUCAAAACUCGGAGAGAUUUGGACGGGUUCUCAAUUUUGCAAAGAUGAAAAUAACCCCGACAAAUACUUGUGACUUCUUCCGAGCCACCAUACAUGGUCGCCGCACCCCACCUCCUGGACAACUCUGUGCUGACCCCGUGUCAGGAAAACCUAACUCGGGUGACUCGGGAGGACCUCUUGUGUUUGAGGGAAUUCUCGUUGGAAUCUAUUCCUGGCGUUAUAUUUUCAAUAACAGUAAAUGGCCGUUUGGAUUUGUUGACGUUGCAUGUUAUUACGACUGGAUUUUGGGGAACAUAUGCGACGACGUCCCUGACAUAUUGUCACCGUGUGGAUAUUGAAACAAAACAACUAGUAAAAAUACCUGAAGGAUCAGCAGGUUCUAGAAAAGUGAAAAAAGUCCAAAUCGGAGCUCUGAAUUUGAGUGGACAAGUCAGACCCAAAUUAUGAGAAAAGAAGGUCCCGAUGGGACUUUUUUUCCACUCGAUUCGAACUAGAAGUGACUGUGAAAAGUUAAGAUUUUUUGUGAGCGCGUCCAUUUUCGAACCAAGUAAGAAAAGUACCAUUGGAAAUUUGAUUCAGUGAAAUAAAUCUUAUAUAUUUAACAUAAAUUUAUUAAUAUAAAAUAAAAUAAAAAAUAAUAUUGAAUAAAUUUUGCUAGAUUGAAAUAAAUAUUAUUUAAAUUAAACUUAAAUAUCACAUUACUUCUCAAACUUGUAACAUAUAUAAAAAUGACUAUUAAACCUCCAAUUAUAAUAAAAAAAAUUUAAUUUAUUCAAGAUUUAUAAGUAGAACAGUGAAUCAAUUCCACUGAGGUCUCGAUUGUAACUUUUUUUCAAGGACUCGCUGAUCCGUCAAGAGAAUGAACACCUUCCAUCUCUUGAAUCUGUUUUUAUUUUAUUACAAAAUUAUCUCGAAAUAAAACUUCGAAACCUGCAAUUCCGACCGAGCACGAUAACGAGGAUCAAUUUGAAAAAUGGCCGUCCCGAGGAAAGCGCUCUUCGGAACGACGAGUCAUCGAGCGGUGGGACUCCGAGAACGUGCGGGCGGCUCAUCUGUUUUUCUGUUUUCAAUUUCAAUGAAAAGCGAAAACAUCAGCAACAGCAGCACGACGGACGACGGAGGAGUCAGCCCGAGAGUUUGACGUCUUGCGCAUGCCCGUGGAGCCGGCGGCGGCGGCGGGGGGCAGCGGUUUCCACCGCGGGGCUUUGGAGGCAAAGAGGGGAGGGGAAGCGGCUGAGCUCGCGGUGAAAAGCGAGAGGGAGAGGCGUUUGUAAAUGGCUUAGCAUAUCAACACAUAUCGAUGUACAUAACCUUUGCGUACAAUCAGUGGUGUAGAGAAAGAAAAUAAAGAACGAAAUAAAAUCUGA